Molecule: messenger RNA, 495 nt
Organism: Lathyrus oleraceus (garden pea)
Lineage: Eukaryota; Viridiplantae; Streptophyta; Magnoliopsida; Fabales; Fabaceae
Exons: 1
Coding region: 1-495 (164 amino acids)
Molecular function (GO): nucleic acid binding; RNA-DNA hybrid ribonuclease activity
Source: RefSeq, a predicted model, not a curated record
AUGGAUCCCAUCAAGUAUAUCAUUGAGAAGCCAGCUCUCACUAGAAGAAUCUCUUGUUGGCCGAUGUUGUUAUAUGAAUACGACAUCCAAUAUGUUACUCAGAAGGCGAUAAAAGGAAGUGUGUUAUCAGAAUAUCUUGACCACCAACCAGUGGAAGAUUAUCAACCUAUGUGGUUUGAAUUUCCUAAUGAAGACAUCAUGGUUCUAAAUGACGAGAAGGUCAUAGGCGGUGAGGAAGGGCCUGAACCAAGAGCUCGAUGGAAGCUCACAUUUGAUGGCGCCUCAAAUGCAAUGGGGCAUGAAAUUGGAGUUGUCUUAAUCUCUCCAAGGAAUGGUUAUACUCCCUUCACAUCAAGGUUGUGUCUCGAUUGCACAAACAUUAUGGCAGAAUACAAAGCAUGUAUCAUGGGCAUCGAAGCUGCUAUGAACCUAAGGAUUAAACACGUAGAGGUGUAUGAGGACCCUGCAUUAGUCAUUUAUCAAGUAAAAGGAUAA